Messenger RNA from Myzus persicae (green peach aphid), 1420 nucleotides. RefSeq names its product ester hydrolase C11orf54-like. Bases 617 to 1420 code for a protein of 267 amino acids. Gene Ontology annotation, molecular function: hydrolase activity, acting on ester bonds; zinc ion binding. NCBI's taxonomy places the organism in Eukaryota, Metazoa, Arthropoda, Insecta, Hemiptera, Aphididae. The transcript is spliced from 6 exons. Gene Ontology annotation, cellular component: nucleus. The record is from RefSeq and is a predicted model, not a curated record.
AACCGCAUAUACGCAUAUAUUUAUUACACAUUUAUAUUGGAAAUAAUAUUGCUAUUAUAGACAUUUAUUUUACUAUUUAAAGACAGUAGUUAGUAUCUACUACGAUAAAUAUUGUACUAAUUUUUCCGAAAAAUAUCUUAUAUUUAUUUAUCUUUAUAUUUUAUUUUAUUAUGUAUUGUUAAGUAUAAUAGUAUAAUACUAUGAUAUAUUAUACUAAUUAACGUUUGUGUCAAUUACCGACCAAACUACCGUAGAACGGUGUGAAUGGGUUCGCAAUAUAAAUAGGAAAUAGCUUAAAAAUAAUUUUUUAUCAAAUAUUUUUUUCCACUACAAAUCGUGUAUCAUGCAAUAAACAAAAAAAACACAUUAUGAUAAAAUCAAUGCAUUCAUCGCUUCACUUCGCACUGUACACCUAUUACGUAUUGCUAUACUAUUUUCUGUUCGUGUUUUUUUAUACUCGCUUGUAAUAGAUGCUGUAAUAUACUUGAGUUUAGGUAUAUAUUUAAAUCAUUAUUAGUGUCGUCGACCGAAUAUAUAAUAAUAAAUGUUGUCCGUGGUGUAGGUACUAUAACAGUUAAUUAUUAUUAUUAGUUUCUUUUUUUUUUUAUUUAAAAAAAUGAACACACAUUUCUCCGAAAUGACCAACGAAAGUUGCACUUUUCCAAGUACACUGGACAUGAACAAAUUGCCAAUAGUGCGUUUCAAACUAAACACUCCGUCUUUAAUAUGCAUUGUUCAAGCCAUAUUGCCCGAGUUAUUAGAAAACUUUGAAAAUGUAUUUGCAGAGGUAGUUCAAUGUCCAGAUUUAACCCAACCGCCGUUUAACUUGACCUCCGAAGGACUAUGUGGUGACGAAAACGUAUUUGACAUCGGCGAUGUCACUAAUUUUAUUCCUUCAUUAAAACGAGAAAAAUUGUAUAACGUCAAAGAUUUAAAACAGAUUACUGGGUCUGAUCCUUUGGUUAUCAUCGGAGCUUGUGCCGGCCCAUAUCCGUUUUUCGGAGCCGACAGUGAGUGCGUGGAAAAUGUUAAAAUGACAGGAGACCGUGUGGAAAACGGAACACACGUUCACAUGACAAAGUCCGAUGACGUCGCGGAGUGUUUCCAUGAAUCAUUACCCGACGACGAAAUGCGGUUUUCAAUGAUGGCCAAUUUCUUCACUAGUAACGGCAUUAAAGGAGAGGUUUUGAAAAUUGUGUGCGAAAUUAGAAAAGGGCCUCUAAGUUUUAGCACUUGCAUUAGAGAAGCAUUAGUAAAGCAUUUUGGAGAUGAAAUCAUUGCUUUGGGUGGAGUAAUACUCAUCGAAAAUGGAAAAGUGAAAGUUCAUGUCAUAAAACCGAGCUUGGUGAAAAUUCCAAUAAAAUCAGAAAAAGAGUUGGGCAAUUGGUUACAUUUCAUUGAAUUAUCUCCAUAUAUCUAA